This is a messenger RNA of Struthio camelus australis, 2519 nucleotides long. Lineage: Eukaryota; Metazoa; Chordata; Aves; Struthioniformes; Struthionidae. The record is from RefSeq and is a predicted model, not a curated record.
CAGCGGGAGCGCCCUCACUUUGCGCCCUCUUCUCGGCAGGGACACAGCCAUGCCGUCCACCGGAGAACCACCGCGGCCGGGCGCGGCGUCCUCCUUCGCUCCCUUAGCGACCUUUCCGUGGAUGAUUCAGAGCUGGAGAAAACUGGAAAAGCGCCGUUCCGCCGCAGCAGAUUCCUGAAGGCGCACAACGAAACCGGGCAGGGAAACGGAUGGAGCCAGCCGUCGGGAAGCGCCGUGCCAGCGGCGAGGAGGCACCUGGCACAGGGCGCCCUGGGUAGCGCCUCCUACGCGCGGUCGAGCACCGCUCUGAGGAAGGUGGCACAACUAGAAAGCAAAAUCAUGAAUCGGAAAAAGCAGAUGGACUUGCGAAACACCGAGUUGGGCCAGAAACCUUCAGAUGAGUCCUUCUCAUCUGAUUCCAGUCGUGAACGCAGUGCAAGAGGCAACAAAUAUCGGAAGAAUUACACUACAGCUUGUGAAAGUGUGACCCUCGGUAAUGCCCAUCCUAAGGAAGAUGAAAGCAUCCAAAACCCAAAAGAGAAUGUUACAGUUACGCAGCAGCUUGGUCUGGAUAGUGAGGAAGAGGAACUGAAGGAACUGAUGGAGAGCUCUUUGGAGUUUUCUGGUAGAAACGAGAACAGGAGGGUUGCUAUAAGUGAUUCAAAACAAGGGGGGAAGAGUAAGACUACAGUUUCAUCCAGAAUGCCUCUUCCAUCUCAUAAGGAAAUUUCACAGACACAGAUAUCUAAAGCACCUUCCUUUCACAGCAAAGACUUGGAGAAAAACAUUUUUCUUGGAGUUAAUUCACUAACACCUUCACCAACCAGCAGAAACGUGUCAGUAUUAAAUAAUGUGAGAUCUCAAUCACUGUCGUCUUCCACGAAGGACAAUACUGUAAAGAUUACUCUGCCCAGAAGAGGCAAAAUCAAGCAAAGCCACGUAUCACUUGGAAGUGAUGGAAGUGAAGUAAAGUCAUUAGAUGAAUUAUUUUCAAAAGCAGCAGAGGCAGAAGAUUCAACUAGCGAAAGUUCCAAUGACUUCAAACUGAACAUCCUGAGCCUUGAUGACUUGGCAUCAGAUAUCCCCAAUGAGACACCAGAAUUGAAGCAGAACGAGACAGACAUUCCAAUUGUCCAAAAAUCAAACAGAGACCCCCCAACAGAUACAUUCCAGGUCAAAAAGGCCCAAACCUCCCUUAAAACAAGUGUAGUAACGGGUACAAAUGAUGCAUCUGAAGGGAAUAUUGAAAGAACUGUGACCGAAGCUGAAAUCUCUGAGCAUUUAAGUGCAGUUUCUGCAGAUCUUCCUAGACACAGACAAGAUUAUGCUGAUCAUGACGACAGAACUGUUAAUUCAGAAUAUUCUGAAGACUUCGAAAAGUCCCUGUCUGCAACAGACAGUGAAUCUGUAUCAAAAACGUCAGGGGACCGUUCUAAGAGUUGCACGUACUCUGGAAAAGACCCAUCUUCGUCAGCAUCAUCACCUGUAUUUACCAGAGAGAGGCAUGACCAGGUACAGAGAGUGACUGUAAAGGAAACUGCAGUUCAGACAGUUGAUUCUCCAUUCACCUAUUGCUGGUCAAAAACAAACGAUGCUGCAGCACUUGGCCCACCUGUAGGAAACAGCUACAUUGAUCCAGUACCUAUUGCCAGUCAUGUCAUCAGCAUGGAUACGGUAGAAGCCUUGACAGCGUACAGUCCAUCAGUUCUUGUUUUAAACGACAUGUUAAAACAGCACUUGAUGUUGACUCAACAGUUUGUAAAGAAUAUUCACCACCUUCACUUAUCCCUUGUGGCUUCUUUAGAGAAUGAGCAGUUCCACUAUCAUACACUGGAAGAGGCUAAAGAGUACAUCAAGAAUCACAAAUCCCCACCUUUAACAAUUGAGCAAGCACUCCAAGAAAUUGAGCAAGCACAGGAGCAGAAACUGCUUUGACUCUUUACUUUGUGAAUUUUAACUAGAAUUUACAUUUACACACCUCAGGGUGGAAAAAGAAACCCUUUCAAACGGUACAGAUAAAAAGAUACAAACUAUGUACUGUAAGGAGUUGUACUAACUGUUCUGUAUCUUCCUAUACAUCAUUUAUUUUUCUACAUCUGAAUUUUAACUAAUGUGCACAGUACAGGGAUUGGCAAGAGGCUUCAGGCAAAUUAAGUCAGCGUUCAGCAGAAAACACACAACGAAAGCAUUUCUCUAAAGGGAGCGUAGUAAGUCGUCAUAGUUUACAUGUUUAUCAUGGUAAAAGUGAAAACCUGUACUACGGAGACAAAUGUGAUCACAGUAGAAGAAUACUGUCCUGACUUUAGUGCCUCAUUUAAACAGUGUUUGUAUAUAAUAUAGCUUUGUCAGACUACUACAAAACCAAACCUGAACACAAAAUUAAGGUGAAUUCAAUUUAAGGGAGGCUUACAGCCAAAGUACUGGAAUCCAUUCACUCAGAAAUGUGAGCCACCAUUUUGUUUUUAUUAAAAAAAGUGUUUAUUGGAAGGCAAAACAAUAAAAUUCACAAGUUGAUAACA